Myripristis murdjan (pinecone soldierfish) is the source of this 880-nucleotide messenger RNA. RefSeq names its product immunoglobulin lambda-1 light chain-like. NCBI's taxonomy places the organism in Eukaryota, Metazoa, Chordata, Actinopteri, Holocentriformes, Holocentridae. The transcript has 4 exons. The record is from RefSeq and is a predicted model, not a curated record. Bases 49 to 777 code for a protein of 242 amino acids.
GAGGAAACUUUGAGAGACACAACAACAUUGUCAGCACACACUGCCAACAUGCUGUGGAGCCUCUGCACUCUCAUCACUGCUCUAACAUGUGUGAGUGGUGUGAUUCUGGUGACACAGAAGCCUCCUUUUGUGACGCUGAGAACAGGACAGACAGGCUCCAUGGACUGUAACCUGGGAACUGUUACUGAUAAUUCAGCUCGCUGGUAUAAACAGGUUCCAGGAGGAGUUCCUCAGUUUGUGUUGAUGUUUCGCCACAGCUGGAGCUCUGUGAGCUAUGGCUCUGGAUUCUCCGCUCCCAAAUUCACAUCAAAUCAUCAGUCACAAACAGAUUAUCGUCUGAUCAUCAACAAUGUGGAGGAGGGAGACUCAGCCGUCUAUUACUGUAAAACAUGGGACAGCUCUGUCAAAGAGUACGUAUUCGGACAAGGCACCAAGCUGAUUGUGACAGGCUCCACCCUCCCUCCUCCUGUCUUGACAGUCUUCCCUCCGUCCGCUGAUGAGCUCCAGUCCAACAAAGCCACUCUGGUGUGUGUGGCCAGUCUGCCCAGUCCGUCUCUGGGUUUUGCAGAUGUUACCUGGACGGCUGCCGGGAGUCCAGUGAGCAGUGGGGUCUCUAGCAGCAGCGCUGUUCAGCAGCCGGACCAGACUUUCCACAUCAGCAGCUAUCUGGCCAUCCAGACGGCAGACUGGAAGCGGGAUAAGGCCUACACAUGUCAAGUGUCUGUGGGCUCCAAGGCUUCAGAGAAAAGCAUCAAGAAGUCAGACUGCAGCACUUAAGAGCAGCAGGCUGACACAAUUACCAAUAUAUCUUGUGCAUACUGAGCUUUGGAAAAUUUAGAGUUCAGAAAUCAUGAUGUUUAGAGAGUAAAAAAAAAAAAAA